Messenger RNA from Dermacentor silvarum, 2441 nucleotides. RefSeq lists its product as uncharacterized. The record is from RefSeq and is a predicted model, not a curated record. Bases 229 to 1644 code for a protein of 471 amino acids. NCBI's taxonomy places the organism in Eukaryota, Metazoa, Arthropoda, Arachnida, Ixodida, Ixodidae. The transcript is spliced from 3 exons.
GACGAGUGCUCGUGGAUUGACUUCCCCGCCAAGAGAGCGAGCAAUCUCAAGAGUGCGCAGAGCGGCAACCUGGGUUAGCGGGAAAUACUACUUCAAGGACGCUGCUAUCGGCUGCGCCACUCUCGUGGCCGCGUCAUCUGUCGAAGUUAUCGGCAGUCACGUGACUGUGAACAAACGUAAGAAGCGCCCGCCUGUGCGAGGCCCCGGCAUUCUCUCUCCGUCGUUGCCAUGCCUCAUCACGGACGGCCAGCUCUGCACCGAGUGUGCGACACGGUGAGCGGUGUCAACUGGCGCCCGACGCGGUUCGCCGACGAGCUGAUGCUGGCUCGUCACGCGUGCUGUGUGUGCCACGUGAUUUCGAGCACGACGGUGCUGUUGCCCUGCUUCCACGCGCUGUGCGAGCAGUGCCAGGCAGGGAGCGUCGUCGAAGAUGGGGGAAGCGCCUGCCCUCUGGACGGGGAACUGUUCUGCGAGGACGAGUUACAGAAGUUGCAGCUCCCAGAUAGAAAGAAGCCGAACCUGAAGGCUUACUGUUGGAACGAAGCACACGGAUGCGAUUUCGUCGGCCCCCUGGCGAUGCUCCUGCAACACUUCGAGAAAGAGUGCGCCUUCCACACUUCUCGGUGCCAACGCUGCAGCGAGAAUAUUCCAAACGCUAGGCUAGCAGCCCACUACAUGGGUGGGUGCUGUGCAAGCAACCUCUCAUCUGCGAUGCUCGCCGAGUCCUCGCCUCAAAGUCAACCUGCUGCCGCCACCCGUGACGUCACUCCGACUGCGCGAGGAGUCGAGGUCCCAGCAGGAAACGCGUACGAAGACGAGAUCCCGACGCUACAGAGCCAAGUGAACGAACUCACGCAGGCUACCAGAACCCAAGGCGCUCAGCUGCAAGAGUUAAACGCCACACUAGCGGUUAGCCUCCAAACUAUGAACGCCGCCGUGGUUGCAGCCGCCGAAAAAUUCUCGGAGGCAAUCGGCGCAGCUCCGCAGCAGCAUGAGCGAAUGCUCGCUUCGAGAGAGGAAGACAGUUCUCGGUCACAAGAGGCUGAGGCGACUGCAAGUGAUUCAGGUGUACUGGUGUCAUUGCAAGGCGAGGCGACGGAUAUCCUUCGCAACUUGGAAAAUCUAACUGUCCAGUCUCGGCUGUACCUCGAACGCUUACUCAGUGCGCACAAUGAUACGAUACGCAUCCCGGAAGCUCAUAUUUCAAUUAUCUCGCAAAGAAGGGGGAUGCGCACGCAUGAGGAUUCGGGCACGUGCACGUCUAGCUGUGAAAAUGUGAAUGAAAUAGUUUACUUGAUGGUCGUAUCAGAUGUCAGGGACCUUGAAGAGCACCGUAACCCUCGCGUAGUAUGUCGUUUGGGUUGUCGACGCGCAUGGUGCAGUGUGGCUUUUGGUAAAGUGCUGCGUAAUGGCGUACCACAAUGGGGGCUUAGGUUAAUUUGGAGCACGUGUUCAACUAGCAGCAGUUUACCGCAUGUCGUUUAUGUAAAAUCAGCGAAGCCGCAUCCUUGUCAUUAUGACUUCGUGCGCAGACAGGAAGAUUACGACCCACGCCAGCAAGUUUACUUCCUUCGUUAUUUUACUAGGACAAAGUUCACUGAACAUUCGCUGCAGGUUCACAUUUGCAUACACGACUGUGAGUGACGGCGCUUAACUGAUCCCGUCACGCGUCGCCGCUUUUCUCGACGUCCGGUUUACGGCCAUGAGGGCCUGUAAACCAGCUUUGAUAAGCUGGUGCAUGUUGGAGCAGGUGCGGUGGUCUCAUUUCUCGAAAGAAAAUUAUUCAUAUUCAAGACACUUCGCCGUUAUAGCCGCCAACUAUGCCGUUUUCUUUUCAAACAAUCGAAAUAAAUGUAUUCAUUAUCUUAUCCAUCCAUUAUGGAAACCCGUUGGAGUGGAGUCCAUUCACUUUUAGAGAAACGAUUUCAAGAGGCGUUCCACAGCUGUUUUCAUGCGGUGGGGAAGGCUGGCGCACUGCGGCGUGUUCAGUAUCACACGUCAGUGUUUGAACAGCUCGACUAUUUUGCGUUGACACGUACCAAAUUUGCAUAAAUAUAACGUGAGUUACAUUUUUAUUUUCUUUUUCAAACUUUAUGGCCUCUCAACACGCAUGGAGUUAUAUUAGGGUUCGUGACAGCGAUUUACCUAGUUCUUUUCUUUUUUUCUAGCGCUUCAAACUGCAAUGAGGUAAACUACCGGUCACCACCGCUAUCGCGUACGGGGCCGUGUUCAAACUGGCGCGGUCGCACAUGCCAUUUAACGGCGGAUACAUCUGUAGUGCUUCCUGUCCAAUAGCCUUAUUUACAAGGGCGACGACGCUGUUCUCGCCGAGAGUGACAAAGGCCCGAGCACUGACGAGUGAAUUCUGGACAUACUUGUCCUUCCACUCUAUUUUGCAAUGGGAUUUGACAGUAUCGAUGAAUAAAGCGCCCCUGCAGGAA